GGCCGUACACUGUAAUCAUUAACUACUUCACAAAGCUCGUGGAUAAAUGCCAGAGCUUUUGUUGGCAGUCUGAGAUGGAGAGACAGAACAACAGAGGUGACCGUGAUGAGGUGGCAGUCCCAGGACUGGCCCUGCAGAGACAGAUUGGGCUGUGGAGUGCUGUGUCCAUGGUUGCUGGCUGUAUGAUCGGCUCUGGCAUUUUCAUGUCCCCACAGGGGGUGUUGGUCUACAUGGGCAGUCCCGGGGCCAGCCUGGUAGUGUGGGCGGUGUGUGGCCUCCUGGCUAUGCUGGGAGCCCUGUGCUAUGCUGAGCUGGGGGCCCUGUUUCCUGAAGCAGGCGGGGAGUAUGCCUAUAUCUUGCGCACAUUCGGCUCCUUGCCGGCCUUCAUGGCCAUUUACCUGUUUGAGCUGAUGAGAAAACCAGCUGGGGUUGCUGCUGUCUCUCUGAGCUUGGCUGAAUAUGCACUGGCUUCCUUUUACCCGGGUUGCCUCUCCGUGCCCAAGGCUUUGGUCAAGAGCGUGGCUGCUUCCUGCAUCCUGGGGCUGAUGCUGGUCAACCUGUGGAGCACACGACUGGCUACCAUGCUGACAAAUGUGUGCUUGGCCGCUAAGCUGUUCUCGCUGCUGGUCAUCGUAGGGGGUGGGGCUGUUGUGCUGGGUCAGGGCCAGAGCCACCCAGAGGCGUUUCAGUUUGCCUUCCACAACACCACACACCAGUUGGGAUGUGUUGGCAUGGCUUUCUACCAGGGACUGUGGUCUUUUGAUGGCUGGAGUAGCAUUCACAAUGUGCUGGAAGAGCUCAAGAAUCCAAAGAAGAACCUGAUACGGGCACUGACAAUCGCCAUCCCCCUGGUCACCAUCUUAUACAUCCUGGUCAAUAUCAGUUACCUCCUGGUGCUGUCACCUCGUGAGAUCCUCUCCUCUGAGGCUAUAGCUGUGAGCUGGGGGAACCAGGUGCUGGGCUCCUGGGCCUGGAUGAUCCCUGUGGCUGCCACACUUUCAGCGCUGGGUUCUGCCAAUGUGGUGCUCUUCAGUGGCAGCCGUGUGUGCUACGCAGCUGCAAGAGAGGGCCACAUGCCCCAACUUCUGUCCAUGGUCCAUGUGAGUCACCUCACCCCAGCACCUGCCCUGAUAUUCUCUGCGGCCCUGGCUUUGGUCCUGGUCAACCCAGGGGACUUCAGGACCAUCGUGAAUCUCUCCAGCUCCCUGUCCUGGCUCACCUAUGGCCUCACCAUCAGCUGUCUUCUGUACUUGCGGAUGAAGACAAAGAAUCUUCCCCGAACUUACAAGGUUCCCACCUUCAUUCCCGCCUUCAUGAUCCUGGUAGCUCUUUAUCUGGUGCUGGCACCCAUUGUUGACCACCCACAGCUGGAGUUCCUGUACAUCUUCCUGUUCCUGAUCAGUGGCUUCCUGGCGUAUUUCCUGUUUGUCUACUUCCAGUACCAACCCAGGUGUUUGCAGUUAGCCACCCUGCAUCUCCAGCUGCUCCUGCAGGUUGCUCCAACCACCAAACACUGACUGAGGGACUGGACUUGCUGUAGACCCUGCUCUUCCGUGAUCUCCUGUCUGAAUACAAAUGACAUUUUUAUUGUAUUGUUGCUGUUUGCAACAUAGGUGUCCCUUCCUUGGGAUUUUUGGAAUGAAGAUUCUGUGGUCUUAUUAUAGGCUUUAAGUAAUUGCUGGAGCUGAAGAAUUAGACACUCUGGAGUUUAUAUGGGGUCAUCUUUCAUCGUGUGGGCAGAGAAGUAGAAAAAACUGCUGUAUCGAUCCCCUGCACCACAUGCCACACUGGCCCGACCCUCUGGGCACACUGAGCUGGCCACUGAGUCCAGGCGUGGUGG
Molecule: messenger RNA, 1840 nt
Organism: Octodon degus (degu)
Lineage: Eukaryota; Metazoa; Chordata; Mammalia; Rodentia; Octodontidae
Product: b(0,+)-type amino acid transporter 1
Exons: 7
Coding region: 75-1517 (480 amino acids)
Biological process (GO): amino acid transmembrane transport
Cellular component (GO): membrane
Molecular function (GO): L-amino acid transmembrane transporter activity
Source: RefSeq, a predicted model, not a curated record